This is a messenger RNA of Belonocnema kinseyi, 6212 nucleotides long. It is a transcript of the gene POSH, whose product is annotated as E3 ubiquitin-protein ligase SH3RF3-like. The record is from RefSeq and is a predicted model, not a curated record. The transcript has 13 exons. The coding region runs from base 498 to 3191 and encodes 897 amino acids. Gene Ontology annotation, molecular function: metal ion binding; protein binding. NCBI's taxonomy places the organism in Eukaryota, Metazoa, Arthropoda, Insecta, Hymenoptera, Cynipidae.
AAAAAUACAGCCGGAAAUGGCGGAGAGUGAUUGAUUCCUGAAUUAUGUCUACUUUUCGUGUCGUUGAUUCUGAAUUGUGUUAAAUCUCUGGUGCAAUAAUGUGUUCAGUUCGGAAAACGGCAGUGAAGGAAAGAACUAGCCGCGUGACCUGCCAUUCCGAAAAUCCAGUCGGGCGAAAUGGUUUCUUAAAAAAUACAUAGGAAUGGAACGGAUCGCCCAACAUCGCGUUCUCCACGACACACGUCGAAUUAAGGCGUUUUCCUUUUGCAUCCGUUAGUACUCGCGAAAAUAAUCAAGUUAAUUAGAAGCUGCAGCAAACAAGAGCUUGACUCGUCUUUAAUAGCCUUGCAGCUGGUUCUGGACAUAAACGCAAGAGAAAAGGAAAAGCAAAAGAAGAUAAAUAAGAGUUCCAUGGAAAGUGAGAGGGAGUGAGACAAAGUCACAGCUGACAAGCUAAUAUCGAUAAAGUGCAGAAAAUACAGGCGAAACGAGACAGAAUGGAUGAGUGCAUGUUAAAUGACCUUUUGGAGUGCUCCGUAUGCUUAGAGCGUUUGGACACUUCCAGCAAAGUUUUACCUUGCCAACACACAUUUUGUAAAAAAUGUCUGGAGGAAAUAAUCAGCACUCAUCGGGAACUUCGGUGUCCAGAGUGUCGAGUUCUUGUCGACAUCAAGGUAGACGAUCUGCCUCCGAAUGUUUUACUAAUGAGAAUUUUGGAGGGAAUGCGAAAUGCAACUCCGAAAGGAAUAAAGACUCCUUCGAAGAGUAUUAAUGGUCCUCAACGCCUGUUUGGUGGUCAUCAAGUCGCCCCUGCACCAACAAUUAACACCAAUCAACCAGUUGUUCUUGCUGUAGAUCCUUCGCGACACACUAAUGUUGCUGCGAAGCAAGUUCAUCUUCAUAAUCAGCCCUACGGGCGUGCCAUUUAUGACUAUGUGUCGAAGGUGCCAGGGGAUUUGAGCUUUAAAAAGGGAGACAUCGUCGUCCUGCGGAAGAAAAUCGACAACAACUGGUAUUUUGGGGAAUGUGGUACUAAUCAUGGAGUAUUUCCUCUUUCAUAUGUGCAGGUAAUGACCCCUUUACCUCCACACGUUCCACAGUGCAAGGCUUUAUACGAUUUCAGAAUGUCCAAUGACGAUGAAGAUGGUUGUCUCACUUUCAACAAAGGCGAGGUGAUCAGUGUCAUCAGAAGAGUGGAUGAAAAUUGGGCAGAAGGAAAGCUUCUUGACAGAAUUGGUAUAUUUCCAUUGGCCUUUGUCGAAUUAAAUAGUGUCGCCAGGGCUUUAAUGAAACUGUCUACAAAUGUGCAACCAGGGCCAUCAAGAGUGGCUCCUCCGACUCCUACUAAUGAAGAAACUACUCCAUUAAUUCCGACUGACCAUUCUCGAAAUGUGCAAACCACGAGUCAGCCUAGACCUCAAGUUACUCCGGUAAUUAAUUUUACUAGUAAAAGCAAACGGAAUAUUUUACUGCUUGCUGCAGCACUGCCAGUAUCAGAUUCCAGUUCGACUGUUUCUUCUGGUGGCAGCUCAACUACUACGACACCAAAUACUCCAAAUAGCUCAAGUACAUCAAGUAGUUCUAGCACUGCACCAAGUAGCCCGAGUAGUCCGGCGACCUCACCCCCUGCAGUUGGCAGUAGGCAAAAUGUUAAACGUCACAGCUUCACUGCAAUGAACACUGGCCACCAUCCUCAUCCUCACCACAGACACAGUGCGGAGAUCCUUAGCCCACCAUUGGACUCAAACAGUGGCACCAGCAAUGGUGGAGCGAGCGACCUUAACUUUUCUCCGUCUCAAAGUGGUGGAAACGGAGAUCAAAAUCUGCGACACAAACGUAGUGGAAGCAGCGAUUUAGUUCUCUCGCAACCUUCUUCGAGCCUUCCUGGAAAUGCUGUCCAUACUACAAAUCUUCCAGCUACGUACAUUGCGUUGUAUCCGUACAAACCGCAGAAAGCAGAUGAAUUGGAGCUGAGGAAAGGCGGAAUUUACAUGGUGACUGAGAGAUGUCAGGAUGGAUGGUUCAAGGGAACUUCGAACAGAACUCAAAAGUGUGGCGUUUUUCCUGGAAACUACGUAGCUCCUGCUAAAUGCCAGAGAAGUGUUUGCCGGGGUUCUCCGAAUGCAGGUCCACAACAAAGCUCAACAAUGACAUCCUCGCAAUCGAACAAUGAAGCGAGAUCAACUGUGACAUACACUAAAAGCAAGAGUCCUGCACCACAGCCAUACAAUAUGCGUUCCCUGCCUCCGCCGGAAUUACCUCCGAGAGCUGUGAGCCCGAUGCCAACUGUUUCUUCGUCCUGGCAUGGUCAGAGACAAGGUCAAGGACAGAGUCCUCCGAGGCAAGGCGAGCAAACAACCACCAUCAAUCCUCUUGGAAGAAGUCAUAGUGCAGUCAUGCCUUCUAAUGUUGCAUCUCCAGGCAAACUUCCGGCGCCAACAACAGCUGCUAAUGUUUCCGCUACGGUUCCAAGUACAACAAUUAACAAUGAUUUAAAUAGAAGUCCAAAUAACGUGGCGCACGGCACCACGUCACAUGCAACGGCCGCAGCUCCUCCCAUUAAAUCUGCGGAAAAGAAAGAGAAAAAGGAGAAAGGUGUUUCACUUAUGCGUCGUUUAACCAACAUAAAAAAAUCGAAAUCACCUCCGCCUGCCACGUACUCAAUGGACAAUCCUGUAUUUGAUGAUGGCAAUGUCGGUCAAGCAUCACUCAGUGCCGUGCACGUACGCUCGGGAUCUUGCCCAAGCCAAUUGCUACAGGUGGGACCCACACAGGAUAUAAAUGCCACGAACAGCCAUCAUCGCUUGUGUCCAGGCUCUGUGCAUUCCACUACUUCCCAGAGAAUAAAACAUAAAGAGCGACCUUCCUUGCCUGUGACAUUUCUUCAGAGGCCAGGAGAAGCUGGUGGAGCCGUGACUAGCUCAGUUAGUAAUCAUCAUCGUAAAAGUAAUUCGUUAGAUGCUGGAAUGGGCAAACAAGUUAAACAACAAACUGCUUUAAGAGAACGCGAACGUGUCUACAGAUUUCGAUGCAUCGUACCAUAUCCUCCAAAUAGUGAAUUCGAACUGGAACUGAGAGUUGGCGAUAUCAUAUACGUGCACAAAAAACGCGACGAUGGUUGGUACAAGGGGACCCAGCAACGCACAGGUCGUACUGGACUCUUUCCAGCAAGUUUUGUCGAAGCUUUCUGAGACACAUCGCGUAGUAGUCUCGUCUUGGAGACUUGUAUAUAACCGGCUCUCACGACCUGUAACAUUAAUUGUAUCAUGUAUACGUAUCUAUAAAUCACACACAACAUUCGUGAGAGUCGUCUAAAGUAACCAACAAACCAAUGUGCACACAUCUCUUCUAAACAUGAAUUUUAAGUCGAGAUUCUUAAAACGUACAGGAAAGACUUAAAGAAGUGCUAUGUGAUAUGUUUAGAAUUCGGGGAAUAUCUCCUGAAAUAAUUACUGCCAUGAAUGAAGUAAUUGUAAUGUGUAGACGUUUACAUCUAAGCGUUAAGUUUCGUGCAAUCAUCGUACUGCCAUUUAAAUAUUCGUAACGUCCGAUUACAAGUGGCAAAAGUCUUCUAAAUAUUCUGGAAACGCUCGCAAAGCUUUUUCUUAAAGUUUGUCGUCGAGUUCUGAUUCCGAAAAUAGGCCAUCUUUUUUUUAACGAAUCGUUCCAUUUUUAAAUUAUAUUAUAUCAUUUUUUUAUACGCUGUUAUUUUGAUCAAAGAGUCACGUAUUUUUUAUUUAAAAUUUAGCUUAAAACCUUUCUUGUUAUUAUUCUAGAAGUAUCAAAACUUUUUCAGGCGCUAAGCCUCAAAUCUAUUUAAUCAUGUCUUUACAUGAGUUUAAUAGCAAAUGCGUAUAAUCGCUUUGCCUCUGGCUAAUCGUUGAAUGCUAAGCAAAUCAUGAUUUCGUCAGAAGUUAGGUUUAAAAUUUUAGGUGAAUUUUUUUUAUAGAAUUGUACAUAGAAUCUUUGAGUCAGUCUGGAAGUUGAUUUUGCUUCCUGAGUUUUUAACACGAGUAAUGCCAAAGUUCAGCCACCGUUAAACUUGCAUGGAGUUUAAUGUUUUUUGAGUCUCGUAUUUUUAUCCUUGCGACUUUUUGCACACAAAAAAACGUCAAGUGCCAUUUUUAUUGAACAAUUUCAGUAAAUUGUCGUCUUUUUUGAAAGAAGCCUCUACUAUUUUUUUCUUGCAUUUAACGCACACGUUUUGUAUCCGAUUGUGUUCUUUUAUUAUUGAUAUCUGCUUUAUGCUCGUUACUCAGUGCCUACUUUAGAGAAUUAUUUUCUCGUUUUUUAUCUGCAUCUCUGUUUUCGAGUGAAGAAUGUGCUUCCAGUUUUCUGGAAUUUAGAUAUCUCUACCUUGCCUUAUUUUAGUCUGCCCUUCUUUAACUAAUUUAAAAGAAUCACGUAUUUAACGAAUGCUGUAGAAACUAAAUUUUAAGUGGCAUUGCAUUUAAUUCGUAAAAUGCACCCAGAUAUCAUAGCUAAUUAUAAAGUCGAUUUCACAGGGAUGAACUGUACAUAUAGAUAGAUAUAAACAUAAUUAUAUAUUUAUACACCAGAGUUUACUUUGCGAUGAGCACAUUUAUGUAUGAACAUUUAUUUGUCAAAGAUACUGUGAAACUUUGCACAAAUCAGCGAUUUUUGUCCCAGAAGUACCUAAAACAUAGCCGGAUGCAGGAAAAUACUUAACGAUUGAGUUAAGAUGCAAAUUGCAAGCUAAAAUUUAAUAAGAUUUCAAUACGUAAGGCUAAUUCAAUACAAUCAUGAUUAACUGACCAUAUAAUAUCGAAUUUUACAACGAGAAAAUGUUUCAAAUAUUAAUUAUCUUCUGCUCUGUUCGGAACUCUAAUCCUUGAAAAUGUAGUCACAAGCCUCUUAAUAGAGUAGUAAUUAGAUAAAUGGAAAUAACAAAUAUUAUCCUUUUAACAUAAGGUCUAAAAGGUCUUUCAAAAUAUCCUAAUUUUUUAUUUCGAUGCUACAGUUUUUAAAAACGAAUCGAUCUCCGUCCAUUUCCUAUAACCUAAUUCUUAAACUUUCCUCGACAUUGAAAAAUUAAAAAAAAAAUGUAUAACAUCGAGCAUCGUUAAAUUUUGGAAAUAUAUGAAAUUUGAAAUAUUUUCUCGUUUGUUAUAUUUUCGUGGAAUCGUGAAUAGUAUGAUGAGGUAUAUACACCAAUCUAACUACAAAACUGUGUCACUCCAAUUUUGUUUAUAUUUUUAAUUUAAGCCAAUUGUUUUGUUCUAUUUCUCAUAAAAACUCUAUUGAAAUUGAAUGUUGCAGACGGAUAAAAAUUUCUUAUUUUAGAUGUUUUUAUUCGAUUUUAUUAUUGCUCGCAGGCUGACUGCACCAGCGAAUCAUCUUAUAUUUUCUUUUAAUAAAAGGACUGCAAGUGAGAAAAAAAAAAUUUUUUUUCGUUGUUAUAAAAUAUCUAAAAAUUGGUUUUAUAUUUAACGCUGAGAUUAUAAAGUGUAUUAGACAUUGGACUAUUAUUUAGUAUUAUUUCCCAGUAUUUUUAUGCUGUCAUGAAUGUAGCAUCAUUUUAAAUACAAAAUUUAGGGCAAGUACUGAAUUUUAGAAUUUGCCAAUCUCAUUCAUUGGUCCAGUCACUAAUAUUUUAGUAUGUAAAUAUUCCAGUGCGUGAAUAUUUGUAUGCCUUCAUUCAAUUUGAGCCUAUGUGCUGACAGCGGCGUGUAUGGAACUAUAUUUAAUAUGUGCCUAGUAUGAGUCUUUUUUUUGCGAUUUAAAGUUAUUAUAUUCUGAUAGAAUAGACUGUUCUGCACCGUUUUUAAAAAUAUAUUUUUGAGCAUUUCAAACUUAAAUCAACUCUCCUGAAAAUAUUCUAAAAUUCAGAUAAACUCAUGCUCGACAAAAAUGACAUAUAAUCUCAUAGAGAGCGCUGUCAGCAUAUAAACUCAUAUUGAAGAGAGGCGUCGAUUUGAUGAUUUUCCAUAUUUUAUUAUGAGGAGAGCACAUAUUAGACUACUGUAGAUCUAUGGCAAAAAAAGGGUUAUAGAUCAGAAAGUUCGUGAUUAAAAUUUAAUAUUUUACAUAUUUUCAUUUGAAGGUCCAACCUUAUUUUUAGUAUUUUUAAGAAAUGUUUACUCCGCAUAAUUUGAAGCCAGCAAUCUUAAGGCUGAAAUUUGAGAUCUCUUUUUAUUUAAACUAAAUGUAAAUAAAUAAAUCAUAACAAAAAUGUCAGAACCGACACACGU